GACGUACCAUGCUCCUGGAUAUAUGCUGCUUUUUUAGUUCCAGUUUUAUCUGUUUUACUUACUGAGACCUUCAAAUCUGUUCUUUUUACCUGUGAUCAUGAUUAAAAGUGAAAACAAAAGUGAACGGGCACUGAGAAGUGCAUCUCCACACAGGAAUGCUUAUAAAUCAGACUUCCAUUCCAUCAAAUGCUCAUUUGAUGGAAGUGUAUCAAUCAGCUCGACUUCACCCUUCUCCAACGGAGGCAGUGACUCCCGAGGCAGACCUUCGGGCAACAAAGUGAGCAAAAUAAAAAAUAUAUUCUUGCAAAUGGAUGAAAAGCAGAGUCAAGACAGUCCCAAUAUCAGCAAACCCACGUCACCCAAAUUUUCACUGGAUUCUACCCCUUACAGGUCCAGUCUGAGUAGUGUUACCAGUCUAGAUUCAGCCUCCUUUGAGGCACGGAAAACAGAGGAUGUUUCCAUUGACAAGGCAGCACUGGCUGAGAAGUUCUCAAUGACCAGGAAGCUGUUUGAGAGUGGCCUUAAAGAGCAGUCUCCAACAGAGAGAUCUGGCUCUCCCAAAGUUAUCUGGCCUCAGCUAGUGGAGAGACAAGACAGGAAAGCGUCAGUUACUGGAGAGAGAAAUGACAAACCUAAAGAGCUAGAGAAACAGGCAAAAGAAAGGGAGGACAAGGAAAAGGGAAGAAGCGAAAGUGAGACACCACCACAUAAGCUGAGUGUGUCAAUGAAUGCCGGGCCAAUAUCCAGACGUCUGGAGAGUUUUAUGUUGGACAGUGAUAGUGAGUCCCUGUCAGCUGCUCCUUCCACAGGAUCUCAUAGUCCCAUUAGUCAUUCCCAGUCACUUUCCGCUGCUAGCGACCAUUCGGAUCCCCCUUCAUCACCAGACAGCUGUAGUUCCCCUACCUCUUAUUCACUAUGGGCUGAUUCUCCUACUGAAACAUGUUUGCCCAAGUUAAAUGGUUCAGAUUCACAUGGUACCCCUUUGAAUGGAGUCUGUACGAAGACAUUACAUAACACUUGUUCCACAGCUGAAGAACAUAUUAAGUCCUCAGAAGAUACAGUCUCAUCAGAACCCACUCUUGUGUAUACAAGCGAAAAGAUCCAUCACUUGUCUGCAAGGAGUACCACUAGUCAAGCAUCUGUAGCUGAGGAUCCUGCACUUCAAGAGCAGCAAGGUGAAGGCAAGAAUAGUGAGAAGGUUCCUGGUUUGUCCACGGUCAGAGCUGAGCUGGUGGUGGUGAAGACCGAAUCAUCUGAAAGCGAGGGCAAUGAGGAGGAACAUGUUGAGGAUGAUGUUUUUGAAGAGGCUGGCAAGGAGAACCAAUCCCCAAAUCGCAAUUCUGAGAGGGUGUUGACCAGCAGCGAGGAGCUCCAAUUAACAUUCCUUGGGAAGGAAUCAAAACAGAGAAUUAGGGAACAUGAGGAGGAAUGGAGGGCGUGUGAGGAAUCUGUACAGACUGGAAGAGAGGAAGACUAUAGAGGGGAGGGAAAGUUUCUUGAGGAGAACAUAAUGGAUAAGGAAGACGAGGAGGAGGAGAAAAAAGACAAUGAGGAAGUAGAACUAAAGACAGACCAAACUGAAGAGGAGGCAGUACUGGAGACUGUUAUGAGGGAGAGUGAGCAGAGAGCUAGCAAUGUUGACGAUAAGGAACAGCAGGAUGAACAGAGAGAAGGAGAGGACGAGGACGAGGAAGAGGAUGAGGGAGUAGAGGAAGCUGUUGAAGCUUUAGAGGAGGACGAUGAUGAACGAGAGAUGGAAGAUGUCUUAACAGGAAAAGAGAGGCAACAGCAAGAUUAUCAGGGAUCAAUUGGGAAGAGAUCUUUAAUUUGUGGAAUUGAGAAUGCUGCCUUUGUGGAUGACAAGGACAACAGGACCGAUUUGGAAUGUCAAGUGAAGGAGGAAUUCCAGGAAUUUGAGGAACUUCCAGGACUCUCUGAUGAGGAAGACCUCACUCCAAAGAGAAAGAUCAAGUUCUCUACAGCACCAAUCAAGGUGUACUUUACCUUCUCUAAUGAGGAUUAUGAUCGCAGAAAUGAUGAUGUGGACCCUGUGUCUGCAUCUGCUGAGUACGAGCUGGAAAAGAGGGUGGAAAAGAUGGAUGUUUUACCUAUAGAUAUUCAGAAAGGAAACGAUGGCCUGGGAAUCAGUAUAAUUGGUAUGGGAGUUGGGGCAGAUCAAGGACUGGAGAAGCUGGGGAUUUUUGUGAAGACCAUCACCGAAGGAGGUGCAGCUCACCGGGAUGGACGAAUUCGGGUAAAUGAUCAGAUUGUGGAGGUAGAUGGAAUCAGUCUGGUUGGUGUCACUCAACUCUUUGCUGCUACAACAUUGAAGAACACCAAAGGUCUGGUCAAGUUUCUCAUUGGCCGGGAGAAACCAGGAGUGGAGAGCGAAGUGGCCCGUCUGAUCAAUGAGACUCUACAACACGAGACAAGCCCUGAAAACCAGGAGCCAAAAGAUAAAGACCACCAUAAACCCAAAAACCAUCAGCUACAGGAUGAAAAACAGAUUUCUCAAAUCCAUGACCAAUAUCACGAUCAACAGGAAAUUGAACCACUGGCUGAAAAGAGUGUUGUGCAACAGGAUAAACAGAGAGAGACCGAAAAGAAGCAGGGGGCGGAGGAUGCAUCAAAUGACUUGGCACAAGAAGUGUUUUCACAACUGAGAAGCCAAGGCGUUGAUCUACCUGAAGAUAUCGAUCCUACUGAGCUAGAACAAAAAUUCAAAGUGCUGCAGAUAAAACACAGUGUCACAGUAGCAGAACUCAAUCAGUUGAGAGAGAAGCUGCAAGUGAGCGAAGCCGAACGUAAGUCUUGGGAGACUCGAGGUGCAGCUCUUGAAAGGAAUGUGGAAGAGAGCAAGGAGCGCAUUGAAAAGUUGGAAAAAUACUGGCUUGAUGCUCAGGCCCUCUGCAAAGCCAUCAACCAGCGUUUUAAUGAAGCCCAGAGUCAACAUGAUUCCCUAAAGCUCAAAUACAAUAAGAGCAUGAUGCUUCUACAGGAGCAUGAACAGAGAAAAGCUGAAUAUGCAAGGAAAGAGGCGGAGCUGACGAGAAAACUGGAGCAAAGGGAGAGAGAAUACAAGAGCACUGUCAGGCAAUUACAACAUAAGAUAGCUUGUCUGGAGGGCCGUACUGGAUCAGACCAACCAGAAGAGUCUUGCAGCCCUGCAGGAGAGAGUCAACCUAGCAGUCCAACCUCCGGUUCCUCUGAAAGAAAUGGACUAUCUACAGAUGACCUUCACUCUGAUGCAGACUGGGGAGAUGUUCCUCAGACGGCUCGCCUGGACUGCAGUGUAUACAGAACCAAAGCCAAGCUGGCACAGGGAUCUCAGCGCAAGCGGCCCUCCCGAAGUAAACUCCGAGAGUCCGCGAAAGGCUCACAGGCACCAAGCCAAUCACAGGAAUCUGUGUGCAUACAAGACAACAAACAGGAAAGAACAAACAGUGAAAGAAGGCGGUCUUACCUCGAGAGCCUAGCCAUACCUGUUCCAUCCAUACAGUUUGGUCACGACCAAACACGUGAACCAAGAAGUGAAGGCAGAGGUGAUGUAUUUAUGCAGAGCCAAACACCCCACGGAAGCAGCAGCACACAAGCCAGCCUGUCUCCACCUAAAGACUCCUCCACUCCCCAGUCCCCAUCCUCCUCACAGUCCUCCUCUAGUAUGUUCCUCAACCUGAGAAACAGGAGGAGCAAAGGCAAGGAGCGCAGCAAGAGCAGAGCAAGCAGAGAUGAAGAGAGUGAUGGUUCACCAACACGAAAGACCAAAAGACGAUUCCCAGAUUUCAGUGGUAUCCGCAGAUCCGGAGGCAAAGGCAAAAAACGGGAGAGCAUCACACUGACAGGAUCUGUAGGGAGCAGGGGAUCAGGAGAGUUACUGGAUGAGUCCAGCGGCAAUGUUUCCCCCUCUGGUUCCAUCUCUUCCAUCCCUUCCUGCAUGCCAUUUUCCUGGUUUGGGGACAGAGAGAAGGAAAAAGAGAGAGAGCGAGAAAAAGAGCGUUCUGCGUCCAGUGGCAGUCUGCCUCAUACUCCUUCAGAGGCAUACAUAGAGGAUCGUCCAAACAAGACCAACUUCUCCUGGCCAUCUCUUCUCUCUCACUCCUUAGAUUUGAGCUUGUCUGUUACGGAUGAUUCGAUCGCAGGUAGUCCUCGCUCUGUGUUGGCGGGGUUACUCAAAGAACCCCGUCUCCUCGGGCGCUCGCACACACAUACCUUCUCCUCCUGCGAGACUCUUGAUGAUGGCCCUCUUCCAGCGGUGAAGCAAUACCUGUGGCAGAACCGCCCCCUUUCCGAGUGGACCAAUCAGCAGGUCUGUCACUGGUUGAUGGGCAUGAAUAUGGAACAGUAUAUAGCUGAGUUUACAGCGAAAGGUGUGGAUGGCCAACAUCUCUUGUGCAUGGACAACAGUACACUUAAGGAGCUUGGCGUUUCUAGUCAAAGAGACCGCUCCACCAUUAAGAGGAGACUAAAAGACAUGAAGAAGGCUCAGGAAAAACUCGAAAAGCAGCAAGUAAAAAAAGAAAAAGAAAGGGGGAGAGAAAAAGAGGCCAAGAAUAAAAGCAGCCAACCAACAAACCUUGAAUCAGCCUGCUGAGGUACUAACAAAAUCAAGGGCCGCAAACGUGCACGCUCACCGUCCCAAGUAAUGAUAAUUUGUUCUGAUAGAAAUGGAGUAGACUGUCUCACACACAGAUGAUUUGUAGACCGUUGAGAACGUAACAGCAUGGGUGAUCACAGAGGUUUUCUGCCAGUAAAGCCUGACGGAACAUAUAUUUUUACUGUAACUGUGUCUUUGAUAAGCUUGUUAUUAAUGUCUCUUUUUGACACAACCCAGGAGUUAAAGAAUCGAUUCCUGUCUGUCACACUGACAUUCAACAUGCAUAAUGGCACUUUGAGAACAUGGGAACUUAAUCUAACUGUCCAGAAAGGAUAUCCAUUGCCUUUAACUGAUUUGCUUGAGUGUUGUGAGUGUUGAAUGUUUUGGGAUGCUGUACAUGGUACUAAAAACGAUUUUACGGCUGUUCACCAGAGGGCGCCGAUGUGAAAUAUCUAGCAGUCAGUAAAAAUGUUGAGAUCGUCGAUCUUUUUUUUUAGAAUUAACGCCAAAUUAUCAUGAGCCAAGCUGCUAGUGCACACUCUGCACUUUAGCUAAAAGUUAACUAACAAUCCACUUGUGAAUCUCUCAAAGUGAUGCACACACAUUCCCAGGGUUAAUAGAGCACACCAGGUAAGCUUCGGCUCCCUUUUCUAGUGUGCACUUUUAAGUGAGCACUUCACCACCCUAAACAGACUACUUUUCUUUUUUUUUGGAAAGAAUCAUCAGGUUUUUUUUUGUUUUUUUUUUAUGUCUACUGUACAUAACUCUUAGUGAUGUACAUUUUACUGCAGAGAGGAGAGCAAUUCAUUGUCUUCUGUCACAAAUGAUGAUGAUUUUACAUGUGUAUUAAUAAAUAAAUAUUUUACAA
Molecule: messenger RNA, 5462 nt
Organism: Sinocyclocheilus rhinocerous
Lineage: Eukaryota; Metazoa; Chordata; Actinopteri; Cypriniformes; Cyprinidae
Product: neurabin-1-like
Exons: 19
Coding region: 98-4591 (1497 amino acids)
Biological process (GO): actin filament organization; calcium-mediated signaling; neuron projection development
Cellular component (GO): postsynaptic density; actin cytoskeleton; cytoplasm
Molecular function (GO): actin filament binding
Source: RefSeq, a predicted model, not a curated record